Ustilago hordei is the source of this 300-nucleotide messenger RNA. RefSeq lists its product as uncharacterized. The record is from RefSeq and is a predicted model, not a curated record. The transcript has a single exon. NCBI's taxonomy places the organism in Eukaryota, Fungi, Basidiomycota, Ustilaginomycetes, Ustilaginales, Ustilaginaceae. Bases 1 to 300 code for a protein of 99 amino acids.
AUGAAGUUCUCUCUCCCGCAAGUCACGGUCUUCUUCCUCGUACUUUUCAGUGUGACUGCCGUCAUCGAGGCAUCCACUCCUCCGGGCAGGUUCGAGGAAGCCCUCGAAGGUCUUCUCAGCCUUGCCGAUGAAACACGUGCUACUCGACCUCCUGCCAACGCCCGUCCUCAGGCUCCUCCUCAUCAACCUCAUCAGCGAGAGCCUCAGACUGAUCAAAUGUUGAGGAAACACAGUCGGGGCAGACAAGCAAGUGGCGAAAUCAUUAUUGUUUUAAAGGCUAAGUACAAAGUGACAUUGUGA